AUGGAGAACAGACUCCUCUUUCCGCACCGGAAAGCUCAAGAUGAGUAUUCACAGUGCAAGCCGACACGUUCGGGCUUAGAUAGCAGGGCCGUCUCCACCGGCAUGGAUUUGACUAACCCUGGGAAGUUUAAUGAGAAGGAAUUGAUGCAUGGCUUAAACGAUCGUCUCGCAGGAUUCAUAGAGAAGGUGCACCACCUGCAGUACCAGAAUACUCUGCUAGAGAGAGAAAUCGGUGAGAUAAGAGGGAAAGCGAAACCCGCAUCUCGUCUGGAGGAAGAGUAUGGACCAGAGCUCAGGAAACUGAGGCAGCUGCUUCAGGAAAUCACUCAUCAGAAGCAUCAGAUUGAAGUCGAGCACGACAAUUUUGAGGAAGACCUGUCCAAUUUAAGGAGACAACAUGACCAGGAAGCGAGGAGCAGAUCGGAUGCAGAGAGCGAUAUCGUGGUCCUCAAGAAGGACAUUAAUGACGCGUAUCAGGCUAAACUACAGAUGGACAAGAAAGCGCAGGCUCUCGUGGAUGAAAUCCAGUUCCUGAAGGGAAACCAUGAAGCCGAGGUGUCAGAGAUAAUGGAUCAAAUCAAGGAUGCACAGGUGACUGUCAAGGCGCAUGCAUUUGGAAACUCCGGAAUUACUGCGGCACUCCGGGACAUCAGGGCACAACUGGAAGGUCAUACCGUGUCUGAAGUCCAGCAGCAGGGAGACAAUUUCCAAUCUCAGUUUGCAAGGCUAACAGAGGCAGCUGAGAGCCAGAGAGAGGCGUUAAAAGCGACCCAGCAAGAGAUCCAGGAGUACAAGAAGCGCCUGCAGGCCAAGGACAUCGAGCUGGACUGCACUUAUGGCACCAGGGAAGCGCUUCAGAAGCAACUCCGUGACGUGGAGGAUCGCCACCAGGAAGAAAUGAUUCAUUACCAGAACACAAUCAAAGAACUUGAAAAUGAGCUCAUAAAUUGCAAAUUUGACAUGUCUGGUUACCUGCGGGAGUACCAGGACCUGUUGAAUGUGAAGAUGGCUUUGGAUGUGGAGAUAAUGACUUACAGGUAA
Molecule: messenger RNA, 1041 nt
Organism: Notothenia coriiceps (black rockcod)
Lineage: Eukaryota; Metazoa; Chordata; Actinopteri; Perciformes; Nototheniidae
Source: RefSeq, a predicted model, not a curated record